AACGCUAUGCCAUAUAGGGUUAAAAUCAACGACGUGGCCGAAUAUGGGAUUUAAAAAAUGUUAAACUUAAUCAUAUAUCUCUUAGGUCUAAAAAAAUAAUUUGAUAAUCUACAUCCAUAUAAAAGAAAUAUUUAACUAUUAACAAACGCCAGUUUGCAUGUUUUCUCAAAACAUAAAAAAAAUGGAGAAAAGAUUACCUAAUGAUGAGUAUAGAUUAAACAGAGCAAUGAAUAAAAUAAUGAAAACGUCUCCACAACUGGAUUUUUCAAUGCUAGCAGAAGCAGCGGCUGCUGCAGGUAGGAUGUUUACAGAGCUCUUGACAUCAGAUGAUUCAGCUGUUGGUAUAAUAAUGGCCUUAUAUUCCGCAAAAGCAAAGAAAACUGAGGAACCUAGUGUUGUCCAUGUACCAGAUUCUAUAGGAGCUGCCAGAUAUGUGGAAAUGGAAGUGGAUAAUGUAAACAGUGUUGAAACAAAUUCAGCACACACUUUUGCCAACACUGUCAAUUAUGGAGCUAGUACUUCAGCUGAAAUAAUGGACAGGACUGUUAUCCAAUGUGAAAAAUGUUCAAAUACAUUCCCUCAAAGGGAAUUUAGUAUUUGUGAGAGCAACCAUAAAACAUGCAUGGGCUGUUUUAAAAUUACUAUUGAUAACUUCGUGGAUUCCAAAAACAUAAACUUGAUGUGCCCUAAUGCGCCAUGUAAUUCUAUUGUGACUUUAGAUAAAGUGACAACUAGUUUGGAUCCAAUAAUAUAUGAGCAGCUGAAAAAGAAGGUUUCGAAACGAUUGGCUAAAGUAGAAGCACACAUAAAAGAAAGCUACUUAGACAAGAUUUUUUGUUUACAGUGUAAGAUAGACAUUACACUAUCCAAAAGUGAUAUUUUUUACAAGUGCACAGCAUGCAGGCAUGAAGCAUGCCGUAUUUGUCACCGGCCAGUUGAAUUACCAGACAACCAUGUUGAGUGUAAGGUUCUACACCAUGUUGGCAGUAAAUGCUUCACUGAUCCUAAAAUAUUCCCUGCAAACUGGGAGAAGUCCAGUGCUACUGCAGUAAAAAAUGUAGAGUCAUUUGACUUGCUGUGCAGUGUUGAGCUCAGCACAGAGAGGCAAGCAGUUAGAAAUAUGUUUUAUAGGACCUUCUCUGAUCACUCAGUAGAUCUCAAGUCAAUCAUGCGAAUACAAAACCCACAAUUGUGGGAAAAAUAUUAUCUGAAGAGGAAACACAUGGUGGAGGAGAUAGGGCUUGACAAGAUCAAAGAACGAGCACUCUUCCAUGGGACCAAAAAAGAAAAUAUUGAUUUGAUUUGUCAAGAAGGUUUUGACUUAAGAGUCCCAACAGCCAAUGCAGCUCAUUAUGGGAAAGGAAUAUAUUUUAGUCCAUGGUCCAAACAAUCUAACCUGUAUACAGAAGGAUGUGAACAAAUGAUUAUAGCUAGAGUCUUGUGUGGAUAUUCUACUGUAGGGUCAUCUGGAAUGACCCGUCCACCAAAAGACAGUUCUGGAAGGUUUUACGACACAACUGUUGACAAUCUGGACAGGCCAGUCAGAUUUUGUGUGUUUGACAACAGUCAGUGUUAUCCAGCUUAUAUUAUUGACUACUCUAAGAAAGAAUCCAGUGAAUCUAGUGAUAGUGACUAGAUUCAGUCUUCAUUAAAAAGAUAUUGUACUGUUUUUUGUUGUUGUUUUUUUGUUUUUUUUG
Molecule: messenger RNA, 1697 nt
Organism: Physella acuta
Lineage: Eukaryota; Metazoa; Mollusca; Gastropoda; Physidae
Product: protein mono-ADP-ribosyltransferase PARP14
Cellular component (GO): nucleus
Molecular function (GO): NAD+ poly-ADP-ribosyltransferase activity
Source: RefSeq, a predicted model, not a curated record